AGCAACAACGUAGUUCAGUUUAUGAAGUCGAUUUUACUGAGAAAUCGUCUUUGACAAAUACCCUGAAAAGAAGGAUUGAAAAAGGAGAGAUAAACAACAUAAAGCCAAACACUAUAAGACAAAUACAGAAAUAUGGCGGACGUAAUCGGUUCGGACAACAAAGAGCUGUCUUUAUAUUUAAUACAGAUUCAAUAUCUGGAUGAGCAGUUGGAAAGAUGUCAGCUUAAAUGUGAUGAGCUGCAGAAACAGAACAAGGACCUCCUCUCUCAGUACAGAGUGCUUGAGAAGGACAAGAAAGACACCACUGAGCACCUAAAGCGCUCCCUGGUUGCAAAAGAGAAAAAGGUGGACGAGUUGACUGAGCGGCUGGAGAGUCAGCUGCAGGCUGUCGAACAGCACCGAAAAGCCCUGAAUCUGCAGCACAGCCAGCAGAUACAGCAGCUACAGGACCAGUUCAACAAACUUAACUCAGAGAGCGAGAUGCAAGUGGCAAAGUUUAAGGAGCUGCAGGGGCAGAAGGAGCAGCUGAUGCAGCGGAUGCAGCAACUGUCUGACAUGGAGUCUCUGAAGAAGCAGCUUGUCAUUCAGAAGGAGGAGCAUGAAGCUGCCAUCCACAGCCUGAAGAAGGAAGCAGAGUUGGAGAUGAAAAGGGUGAUCGAGAAGAAGCAGAAUGCUGUGGACGAUUGCAUUAGGAUGAUGACCUCGAACAUUCUUCAGAAGGAGAGGGCUCAGCACAGCGAGCAGUCGGAGCAGCUUAGCUUCUUGCUGAGUGAGAAUGUGGCCCUGCAGAAGGAUAAGGACGCCCUGCAAGCGAGAGAGAGUGACAUUUUUGCUGAGAUGGAUAACCUGAAGAAAGAUCUCAACGGGAUCACCAAGGAGAGUUUCACCCGCAAGAAGGAGGUGGAGCAGCUGACGAAGAAGUGCCGGCAGCUGGAUGUGAAGCUAAAGGACUCUAGCAUCAACCACCAGCACAUGAUGGCUGAGGAAGAGACUCUAAGACAGCGCCUGGCCUCUGUGUCCGAGGAAUGCCGUCAAAAAACAGCCGAAGUAGGUCCACUUAGGGCUGAGCUACAGAGGGAGAGGAGCAGGAGGAGGCAGCUAGAUAGCGUCAUGCAGGAAGCAGCCAUCAUUCUCAGAAACAUCCUGGAGGUAAGAAAACAACUGCACCAGGAGCAUCGGUAG
Molecule: messenger RNA, 1182 nt
Organism: Micropterus dolomieu (smallmouth bass)
Lineage: Eukaryota; Metazoa; Chordata; Actinopteri; Centrarchiformes; Centrarchidae
Gene: cfap157
Product: cilia and flagella associated protein 157
Exons: 7
Coding region: 133-1182 (349 amino acids)
Cellular component (GO): ciliary basal body; cilium
Molecular function (GO): microtubule binding
Source: RefSeq, a predicted model, not a curated record